AAUGCAAAUAUCAAACGGAGCCUUUACCGCAGACCUCAUCUUUUUUAUGCAAUCCGGCGACUUCCGCGCAUGCGUAUAAUGAACGACAGUCGGACUACCAAACUGGUCAAACAGCGGGUGUAAAAAUGCAUAAGCUGAAGUCUUCGCAGAGGGACAAGGUACGGCAGUUCAUGUCCUUCACACAGGCUGGGGAGAAAACGGCCGUGUACUGUCUCACACAGAAUGACUGGAAACUAGAAGUUGCUACAGACAACUAUUUUCAGAAUCCAGAGCUUUACUGUAAGGAAUCCAUGAAAACCUCAGUAGACCGUAAGAAGCUGGAACAGCUCUACAAUCGCUACAAAGAUCCCCAGGAUGAGAAUAAGAUUGGUAUUGAUGGGAUCCAGCAGUUUUGUGACGACCUCUCACUGGAUCCAGCCAGCAUCUCUGUGCUGGUUAUUGCGUGGAAGUUUCGUGCCGCCACUCAGUGUGAGUUCACCAAGAAGGAGUUUAUGGAUGGAAUGACCGAGCUGGGGUGUGACAGUCCAGAAAAACUGAAGGCACUUUUGCCAAGAUUAGAACAAGAGCUAAAAGAUAGUGGAAAGUUCAAGGACUUCUAUCAAUUCACCUUUAACUUUGCCAAAAAUCCUGGCCAGAAGGGUCUCGAUUUGGAGAUGGCCGUAGCCUACUGGAACCUGGUCCUUUCGGGACGAUUUAAAUUCCUCGAUCUUUGGAAUAGAUUCCUUUUGGAACACCAUAAACGAUCUAUCCCAAAGGACACAUGGAACUUGUUGUUGGACUUUGGCAACAUGAUAGCAGACGACAUGUCAAACUAUGAUGAGGAAGGAGCUUGGCCAGUCCUUAUAGAUGAUUUUGUGGAAUUCGCUCGACCAAUUGUAACAGGAUCAAAACGCAAAACUCUCUAAAUCUAAUCCCGACUCUGGAAAACCAGAACAUUGUUUCUUUUACAGUGACUUGAUAGUUUUUUUUAAGACUUGUACAAAAGAGAAAAAAAAAAAGAAAAUUGUAGACUUCAGAGUGAAAACCGAAGCACUUGAAACUGUCAGGAAACCACCUUUCAGGGAGCUGAGUAUAAACUACGAGAACGACUGGCCACGUUUUCUGCCCUCUUGAGUCUGAGGCGUCAUAUGGACAUUGCCAGAUUCUCAGUAUCCUGGAUGCCCCUGUGCUCUGCUCCAGGAGGAGCACUACAGCCCCCAUAGGUGGGCAUAGACACAGCACUGAGAGGAGGUUCACUGGCUGCGUGUACUCUGAAUGGACUGGAGAAGCUGUGUGUUUUAAGAUUCUUCCUAGUCAACCGUGUCUCAAAGCUCUGAGUGACUGUGCAAAGUUCCCAUGUCUUAUUGUCUUAUUCUAACCUUGGGACAGAGUGCUCACUACACCAGCACCAACAGAACUGUUGCAGUUUUUACUGUACAUACUGUAUCUAUUGGGACAGUUUACAAAGAGAGCUAUAUGAAGAAUAAUAUAAAUAUGUUCAAUUUAUAAAUACAAAAGAUGAUUGUUUUAUGUACAGUAAAUGCUAAGUUCUCUAACGGGAUGCCUCAAUAUUGUGGAUGAUAUGCUGUUGGUUAAAUUGUUAGGUGGCUCUGUUAAGUCAUGGAAUUGUGAGCUUCUCAUCAAAAGCAUGUUGAAACACAUUUUACGUCACCCCUGGCUGGUUACACCAAUACAUUUUCACUAAAGUAAAGGCAGUACUUUAAUUUAGAUCAUGGAUAUUGGGUUGUGUUGUCUGAAUAAUCUCAGUGGGGAGUGGGUCUUGAAUCCUAAAUGUCACAUAGUCGACUUUCUUUCAGAAGCAAUUUUGUUUUUUAUCAAUUCAUCACUUUGAUGCGUUUUUUUAUGCUUAAACAACUGUUUAGCAGCACUUGAGAGAAAUUCUGAAAUUCGGAAACGACUGACCUUUAGGAUUGCAUGGCACAUAUCUGUGUGUUUAGGCAGUGCAAAGCCCUUAAUACAGAAAUCAGGACACUAAAGAGGGCGACAACAGGACGACAAAGUAAGCCUUAAGAUUAAAAAUCUGUCUGUUUGAUAUUUGUAUUUCUGUUUAACCCCAUCUGUUCAGUGUUCCUGAAGGUAGUGAAAAAUAGAAAAUAUUGUUGAUACAUCGUGUAAGUAGCCUAAUAUUGUUCAUUUACGAAAGAUGAAUAAAGCAUGAGUUUUUCCAUAA
Molecule: messenger RNA, 2170 nt
Organism: Haplochromis burtoni (Burton's mouthbrooder)
Lineage: Eukaryota; Metazoa; Chordata; Actinopteri; Cichliformes; Cichlidae
Gene: dcun1d2a
Product: DCN1, defective in cullin neddylation 1, domain containing 2a
Exons: 7
Coding region: 126-905 (259 amino acids)
Biological process (GO): protein neddylation; positive regulation of ubiquitin-protein transferase activity
Cellular component (GO): ubiquitin ligase complex
Molecular function (GO): ubiquitin conjugating enzyme binding; cullin family protein binding; ubiquitin-like protein binding
Source: RefSeq, a predicted model, not a curated record